This is a messenger RNA of Rosa rugosa (rugosa rose), 1157 nucleotides long. RefSeq names its product histone H2B.2-like. Gene Ontology annotation, molecular function: DNA binding; structural constituent of chromatin; protein heterodimerization activity. Lineage: Eukaryota; Viridiplantae; Streptophyta; Magnoliopsida; Rosales; Rosaceae. Gene Ontology annotation, cellular component: nucleosome. The transcript has 2 exons. Gene Ontology annotation, biological process: nucleosome assembly. The coding region runs from base 50 to 1045 and encodes 331 amino acids. The record is from RefSeq and is a predicted model, not a curated record.
GGUUUUGUUUAGUGAGAAAACAUCGAUCAUAGGUCCAUUACUGUCGAAAAUGGCUCCGAAGCGCCGCUCAUCAUCCAGGUUGAUGGUGAAGACCACCAAGCAAGUUGUCAAGGAAACUGUUGAAGUCUCUGUGGUCCAAAGUAAGAAGAGGCAGAAGAAAGUGAAUGAUGAUGAACUACAAGAGUCACCCAAUAGUACAAUUGACAUCGAAACCAAAGAAGAAAACCAGACCGAGAAAAUUGAAGUCUCGGUUGACAAAAAGCCAGCCAGGAUUGUUGCCAUUGAAAGCCAAGAAGAAAGUGAAACCCCAACUGGUGAACAAGACAAAGGGCCAGUCAAGGUUGUUGCCAUAGAAACCCCACAAGAACAAGAAGGUGCGACUCCAAAUGUUGAAGAGACACAGCCAGAGGAACAAGGCACAGAUCCAAUUGACAAAGAGCCAGUCAACAAGGAUGUUGCCAUGGAAACUGAACAAGAACAAGAAGAAAGUGAAACGCAAAACUUUGAAGAAGAUAGAGAGCAGGCCAAGACUAUUUCCAUGGAUAUCCACGAAGAAAGUGGAACACAAAAUUUUGAAGACAAAGAACCAAAGGAGACCCCUAUGACUCCUGAGAAGAAAGAAGACAACCAAGCAUCCAAGGGUGAAGAGGAGAAGAGUGAUGAUGUCAAGCAGACCGGAGAAGGAGGGGAGAAGAAAGAAAAGAAGAGAAAGAGGAGAUCAACAGGGAAGAAUAGAGAGGGAGGAGAGGGGUAUAAGAGGUAUGUGUAUAAAGUGUUGAAGCAGGUGCACCCUGAACUGGGGAUGUCAGCAAAGGCCAUGGUGGUUCUCAACAAUUAUAUGAAUGACAUGUUCGAGAGGCUAGCUGAUGAGGCAGCAAAGCUGGCCAUGUACACGGCGCGAAAGACUCUGUCUUCGAGGGAGAUUCAAGGGGCAGUGAAGCUGGUUUUGCCUGGAGAGCUUGGGAAACAUGCCAUGGCAGAAGGGACCAAGGCUGUGAGCAACUACUUGUCCAAGAAUGAAGCAAGGUGUAGAGAUAGUUAUUGACCCUCGAGAAACAACACAAGAUUAACCCAGAUCAAAGACCCGAGAGGUGAUCAUUUUCCUGAAUGGCACAUUAGGGAAACUAGCUCUCCGGUGAUCAUUUUCCUGAAUUUCC